Molecule: messenger RNA, 1686 nt
Organism: Colletotrichum karsti
Lineage: Eukaryota; Fungi; Ascomycota; Sordariomycetes; Glomerellales; Glomerellaceae
Product: immunogenic protein
Exons: 3
Coding region: 1-1686 (561 amino acids)
Source: RefSeq, a predicted model, not a curated record
AUGGCCGAAGAACAGAAGCCCGUCGAGGUCAAGGAGACCACUCCUGCCACCACCACCGAGGCCCCCGCCGCCGAGACGAAGCCCGUUGAGACCACUGAGGCUCCCGCUGCCGCUGCCGCCCCUGCCACCACCGAGGAGACCCCGGCUACCACCACCGAGACCACCGCUGACGCCACGGCCGCCGAGGCUGCUGCUCCCGCCGAGGAGGUCAAGCAGGAGGUCACCCCCGUCGAGGAGGGCACUCUCGAGCACAAGGGCCUCAACUUCCCCAAGAACUUCAUCUACUCCAAGGAGUUCUUCUGGUUCGGAUCUGAGGCUGUCGAGUCCAAGAACCUGUCUUCCUACCUGAAGACCGAGAAGUCUGCCGAGACUGCUCACCACAACGCCGCCUGGGCUGCCCACACUGGCAAGGGCCUCUUCUUCUUCGGUGACAAGACCGCCCCCCAGGGCGUCAUUAACUUGGCCGACGCCUCUGAGCCCGCUGCCGAUGGCGCCAACAAGUUCCACUUCACUGCCAAGGGCCACAAGCACACCUUCAAGGCUGCUAACGCUGAGGAGCGUGACAACUGGAUCGCCCAGCUGAAGCUCAAGAUCACUGAGGCUAAGGAGAUCGCCCCCACCGUUACCGAGACUGAGGCCUACAAGACUGCCCUCGAGAGCUUCAAGCCCGCCAAGAAGGAAGAGAAGAAGGAGGAGAAGGCUGCUGAGACUCCCGCCGCCGAGCCCGCCGUUGCUGCCGCGGCCACUGAGACGCCUGCUGCCGAGGCUGCUGCCCCCGCCACCGAGGAGGCUGCUAAGGAGACCCCUGCCGUUGAGGAGCCCAAGAAGGAGGAACCUAAGCGUCGCUCUGCCAGCCGCAAGCGCGCGUCCAUCUUCGGCAACCUGCUCGGCAAGAAGGAGGAGUCCAAGAAGGAGGAGAAGAAGGAGGAGGCCAUUACCACUGAGGAGGCUGCUGCCGUCCCGGCCAUCGAGCCUGUUGCUGCCGCUGAGGCCCCUGCCACCGAGACCCCGGCCCCCGCUGCCGAGACUCCUGCCACCACCGAGCCUGCUGCUGAGGCCGCCCCCGCUGCUGAGGAGGCUGCCAAGGAGGAGAAGAAGCCCGCUCCCCCCACCAAGCGCAACUCCAUCUUCGGCGUCUUUGGCAAGAAGGAGAAGAAGGCCCAGGCCGCUGCUGAGGCUGAGGCCCCUGCCACCCCCGCCAAGGAGGAGAUCACUCCCGCUGCUGAGACUGCUCCCGUCAUCCCUCCCGUUGAGGCCACCACUCCUCUCGCCGUCGACGUCACCAACCCCAGCACCGUCCCCGUCGAGGUCAAGGAGACUGCCCCCGCUACCAACGGCGAGCCCCGUCCCGACCUCAAGGAGAAGCGCAAGUCGUCUCUCCCCUUCGGCUUCGGCAAGCGUGACAAGUCUCCCGCCCACUCCGACAACGAGGAGGGUGAGAAGCAGGAGAAGACCAGCGCUUUCUCCAAGCUCCGUGCCACCAUCAAGGGCCGUGGCAAGCCCGCCGCCGAUAAGCCCGCGGACAAGCUCGAGAAGACUGAGGAGAAGCCCGAGGAGCCCGCCGCUGAGGCUGCCAAGCCCGCUGAGGAGACUCCCGCUGAGACCUCCAAGGCCACCGAGGAGCCCGAGAACAAGCCCGAGAACGUCGCUUCCUCCACUCCCGCCCCUGUUACCGCCGCCGCAUAG